Molecule: messenger RNA, 1309 nt
Organism: Rubroshorea leprosula
Lineage: Eukaryota; Viridiplantae; Streptophyta; Magnoliopsida; Malvales; Dipterocarpaceae
Source: the annotation of a GenBank genome assembly
UCUUCCAAGUUUCACCGAUCAUGCCCCCAAAUCAGUCAAAGGCGGAAUUAAAAAUCAUUUUAACAGCGACAAUAUCAACAAAAGGAAAAGGCCACAGGUGAAAGGGGAGUAUCACAGAUGGCUUUGAACCGUUGUGGCAGUUUGCUUUCCCGCUUAAGGAAUCAACAUUCUCAGAAACACCCACUUCUGGCUUUUUAUACCAUCUCCUCCACCACCCCACCGGACACAGAGGCACCGAGUCGACCCGCGCCACCUCCGAUCCAUGUUGCGUUCACUGAGUCAGCCGGUCGAGGCGUGUUUGCCACUCGGAGAAUCAGUGCCGGAGAUCUCAUCCACACUGCGAAACCCAUUAUGGCUCACCCCUCGCUCUCUACCAUUAACAAUGUCUGUUACUUUUGCCUUAGAAAGCUGCCGUCUUUGAAAGACUCCGAGGCUCAAAGCAUUGUGUUUUGCAGUGAAGAAUGCAAAGAAAAGUCGAAGGUCUUUUAUGAUGUUGAGACGCAGGCAGAUUGGUUGGCUUUUGAUGACUAUUGCAGGACUCAAGGCCUGAAAUAUCCCCUUCUUGUAAAGCGAUUAGCUUGUAUGGUUAUGUCAGGAGCUGUAUCUGCUGACAUUCUUGACAUACUUCAACCAACUAGUUUAACACCAGAGAUGAUUAUAGAGAUGGAAGAAGGUUUUAAUUUGCUGAAGAAAGCUUUCACAAAGGCAAAUUUCAUGGAUGAAAAUGUGGAAUUCUUAACCAAGCAAUGGUACACUGCUGUGCUUGCUCGAAUUCGUAUCAAUGCAUUCCGCAUUGAGUUAGCUGGAGGACUGUAUGAAGAUCUUCUUUCAUCAGCUGCAGCCUCUGUAGAAGCUGAAGCUGCAGUUGGAAAUGCUGUAUACGUGCUUCCUUCCUUUUAUAAUCAUGAUUGUGAUCCUAACACACACAUUAUGUGGAUAGAGAAUGCUGAUGCAAGAUUGAAGGCACUCCGUGACAUUGAGGAAGGUGAAGAGCUUCGUAUAUGCUAUAUUGAUACGAGUAUGAGUUAUGAUGCUAGGCAGAGGAUUCUCUCGCAAGGUUUUGGUUUCCAGUGCAAUUGCUUCAGGUGUUUGUCUGGUGAUUAAUAGCAUAUUGACUUUUAACCCUGGUUUUAUAACAAAAUCAUUUCUCCCCAUUUAAAACAAUGCUGGAUAUGCAUUUGAAGCGCUUACUCUCUUUGUACUAUUUUGUGUUCGACUAGAAUUAGAAAGGUACAGACUCCUUAUUCCAGAAAAGUUCUUGAAACCAACUUCUUUCGUAAGGAAAUGCAAAUAUAUCCCAAACAUCCUG